Desarmillaria tabescens is the source of this 1740-nucleotide messenger RNA. RefSeq names its product kinase-like domain-containing protein. Gene Ontology annotation, biological process: protein phosphorylation. Gene Ontology annotation, molecular function: ATP binding; protein serine/threonine kinase activity. The coding region runs from base 12 to 1277 and encodes 421 amino acids. Gene Ontology annotation, cellular component: nucleus. The transcript is spliced from 7 exons. The record is from RefSeq and is a predicted model, not a curated record. Lineage: Eukaryota; Fungi; Basidiomycota; Agaricomycetes; Agaricales; Physalacriaceae.
CGAACAAUGACAUGAACGUCCCCUUGUAUUUCGAUAUCCCUUCCUCCUUUCCUCCACCACCUUCAACCAUCCCGCCCAUGCUCAAGCGGAUGACGGACAAGAUUGGGUCGCACUUCCACAAGGAUACGCCCCCAAUGCAGGUGCCGUCGUCGCCCUCCUCCUCCCUGGCAUCGUCAUCGGUGUUCUCGCAGUUCGAUAGACGACCUUCACAGGCGACGACACGGACAUCGAUGAGCGAGCAAAGUAAGCUGGAACAUAGAGACAGCAUUUAUUACCCCGAGCGAGAAUGGUACCCACUGUCCUACGAGGGACCGCGUCAGAAGGGUUCCUACCGGUUAGAAGAUUUUAUAAUACAAAGAACUCUGGGGACAGGGAGCUUUGGACGAGUGCACCUCGUGCGAAGCAGACAUAAUCUUCACUUCUACGCCAUCAAGGUCCUGAACAAGGAACGGAUAGUCAAAAUGAAGCAACAUGGUAUCCUCGAAUUGGUCCAACAUCCCUUCAUCGUCAAUAUCUGGGGCGCCUUCCAGGACUCUUCCAAUCUCUACAUGGUCAUGGACUUUGUUCCCGGCGGCGAGCUCUUCUCGCUGUUACGGCGAUCUAAUCGAUUUCCUGAACCUGUCGCCAAAUUCUAUGCGGCUGAAGUCGCACUUGCCUUGAACUACCUUCAUACGCACGGCAUCCCCGAGAACAUCCUUCUAAACCACGACGGUCAUAUCAAAAUCACCGACUUCGGGUUCGCCAAAUCGUGUAGAUACACCUAUACGUUAUGCGGCACUCCAGACUACAUCGCUCCCGAGGUUUUGCUCCAUGGUCGUUACGGCAAGGGUGUCGACUGGUAUGCUCUUGGUGUCCUCAUCUUUGAGAUGCUUUACGGGCUCCCUCCGUAUCAUCAACCCGACAACAACACCAUUUAUCUAUACGAGAGGAUUGGUCGCGGUCCCCUCCAUAUUCAAUGGCCAGCUGGCUUCAGUGAGCUCGCCAAGGACAUCAUCAUUCACCUGAUGGAUGUUGAGCCGACCAAGCGAUAUGGCAACCUCCUCAACGGUGCCCGGGACAUCUUCACGCACAGCUGGUUUGUUGAAGUCGAAUGGGAUAGAAUGGCAAAUAGACAGAUCACCCCACCUUAUAUGCCCCAGAUGACUGGUGAAGGUGAUGCUAGCGCUUUUGAACGCUACCCUGAAGACAACGCGUCGUUGACCUAUGGACAAGCCUCUCUUGACCCUUUUGGAUAUGCUUUCCCUGGAUUUGAAUAUAGAAACCCUGGUGCCCAAUAGUUGGUCUCAGGUGACGUGAAGGCUCCCCUUCCUCAAAAAAAAAAAGUUCAGCGUUGAUUGCUGGCAUGUCUGUCUAUUCAGUCAAUUAUACCUGGUGGAACUUGUUGUCUAUUACAAUAUUUAUUCUCGUCGAACUCCCUCGCAUUUUAUGUAUAUUUGGCAUAUCAUCCGUCCCCUCGCAUAUUUGUUGUAUCGCUGUGUAUGUCGUUGUUGUAGGUUUGUACACAUAGUAGUCGUAGUUGCAUUGGCAAGCAAUCCCUAGCAAGGGAAUAGAAUACAUUCGCUCUGUAAUUUUUCAAUCAUAGUGUGCGGUAGGUAGGUAGGUAGAUAUUAUACGGCACGGUCCAACGGGGAACGUUGGGCGUAGAUAAUACAAUCACGUACUUAAUUAUCCACUGAUACUCUCAACCGAACCCAAGGCCGAGCUCACGGUCAACUUAUGCUGCUGGGUAGAACCUAGGGU